Molecule: messenger RNA, 3291 nt
Organism: Seminavis robusta
Lineage: Eukaryota; Bacillariophyta; Bacillariophyceae; Naviculales; Naviculaceae
Source: the annotation of a GenBank genome assembly
GAGCAUAGUAGUAGUACCGCAUCAACAUCUCUCAGAAAUACGAAAUCUUGGGUUGUCAUUGUUUUGCUUACCAUCGAUGCAAUGCAAUGCAACCUUGAAGCCGAGCCAAUGUUUUUUUUAAGCCAAUGAAAGAUUCAGUUCCAUUGUACGGUAACCAAGCAAUCCAGCGCAUUUCUUUCACAAUUUCUUGGUCAAAGCAGAAACUCAUUCUUUCUUUGGCAAGCGAUUCCAUUCCAUUGCAUCCAACAUUUCUCACUUUUAGAAGGAAAGAAGUUGAAGAAAGAUGUGUCCCAAAGAAGUCCCCAGCCCUUCGAGCACGGCGUCGGAUGGCAGUAGCACCGAUGACAAGCAAGCGUUUGUCAAGCACGACGCAUCGGCAUAUCCCAAAGAUUGGCCCGGUCCCGGCGAUAUUGAUUUGCAUCUGCACGAUUUGCCCCAUUUUUCGUCGUCGCUGGAAUGGUGGUACUUGAACGCCCACUUGGAUGUGGUGGAUGAAGACAAGGAAAAAGCCAAGAAGAUUCAAGAAACCAAAAAGAGCAAUCGGCAUGGCAAGGAUGCUGCUGCUAAGACUAACAACACUACUACUACUACUAAAGAGGAGGAGGAAGAAGACAAUGGUCUGUCUGUCUUUUGCGCCUUUUUCCGUGCGGCAUCGGACUAUGACGAAGAAACGAACGAAUUUGUGUUUGUGCACGCCGUGCUGUGGGCCAUUUCCGAUCAUUCCAAGGAAAAAUACUACAAUGUCUCCUUUGUCGAUCCCGAUGCGCCCGAGAAACUGCUCGGUAAAUUUGAACGCAACAAGGACAAACAAGAUCAAGCCGAUAAACGCCUCAGUCAAGCCAUGAUUGAAGUCUUGAAAAAGGGACACACGCCCUAUCCCGAUCGAUGCUUGAAACAGCAGCCACUUAUUUGUGGCAAAGAUCUACACCGUCUUCCGGCGGAUAAGGACAGUAAGGAAUACCAACAGUGGAAACAAAAGUUGGAAGAGUAUCAAGCACUUCAACAAAAGGAACAACAAGACCCAAAAAACUGCAAAAACAACAAGAAGAAGAAGACGCCCGCCAAAAAGAAAAAGAGCAGCUGCUGUUUCCGAAAGAAAAAUGUCUUGGAGUCGGUUGCGCAAAUGACCGGAUUGCCUCUCCUCUCGCUUGUCUACGACGACAAUACCUUUUGCCGCAACCAGGAUGGAUCCUACACGCUCCAUUUGGAAGAUACGCUCGUCCAUCAUGUCAAGACCACGCUCAAAUUCCAGUCCAAGACGCCUGCUGUUCGCAAUGGCGUCGACGGUGUUGUGGAUGGCGAUGACAUUAUUCAAGAUUUCUUUUAUUACUGCCUCCCCAAUUGCGAAGUUUCGGGUACCGUCAGUCUCCCCCAAAAUGAUCACCUGCCCGAACGAUACAAUGCCAAGGUGAUUCGCAAAAAUUACUUUGUGCUGGGAGAAGAAGAAAAUGAAGAUGACGAUAUGCAAGAACCAUUGGAAGAGGAUACGAUGCAGGAACUUCAAGUCAAGGGCAUUGGCUGGUACGAUCAUCAAUUUGGAGCCAAAAAGUCCCACAAGGCCGCAGAAGAUGGACGCUACGAGUUCCAAAAUGACAAUCCCGAUGAUGCCAAUGUCAAAUCCUCCUACACGUGGAUCAGUCUCCAGCUUGACAAUGGCAAUCAGAUGUGUUUGGCCAAAUCGUAUUUGCAUGACGAUGUUCACGAAGCCGCACAAAACAAGGACAAACCCAAGUAUUAUGGAAUCAUGGUGUCACCCACGGGGGAGGUCGAUCAACUCGAUCCGUCCGAUUUUGAUUUGAUUGAAACGGGAGAACUGUGGGUCAGUAUGAGGACCUUUCGCGAUUAUCCCACGAAUUGGGAAAUUUCCGUGCCAUCCAGGGAUACAAACCUGCAACUCAAGGCGGCAUUUGACAAUCAGGAAUUCCCCACCAUGAAUGUCCAUCCUCAUUUCUGGGAAGGCGCCGUCAAAGUCAAGGGAACCUUUCGUGGACAAACCAUUACUGGAAAGGGAUUUGUGGAGCGCAAGGGAUUCUGUCCACCCGAGUCCAUGACCAUUCAACACUUUUUCAAGGUGGUCAGUCGAGAGACACUCAAAUCUUGUCGCAAAGUAUUGCCCUUUAAUCCAGAAGGCGACGACUUGAACAAACUGGUCUGUCACAAGGACAAUGCGCACUACACCGAGCACAUUGAUAGUGAACAGUUUUCCAAGGCAUUGGUGGAACCGAUCCGUGCCGUCAUGGAUCGAGGAGGCAAAUCCUGGAGAUCCUAUGCCGCCUUGGCGUGCUGUGAUGUCGUCGGUGGAGACAGUCAACCCGUCAAAGACUGGUUGGCAUUACCCGAGUUGGUGCAUGUCGGAUCUCUCAUUGUGGAUGAUGUGGAAGAUCGAUCCACCAUUCGACGUGGUGGACCCUGCUCCCACUUGAUGUACGGAGAAGAUGUGGCCAUUAAUGCUGGUACCAUGGCCUACUUUUUGGGGCAAAUGGUCAUCUAUGAGGGUGAUGGUGAUGCACAGAAAAAAGUCGACAUUUACAACAUGUACUUUGAGGGCAUUCGGGCAGCUCACAGUGGACAAGCCAUGGACAUUCACGGACUGGACUAUAUGAUGCCCGAUGUCGUAGAGAAUGGAGGAGAUUUGUGUCGUCAACGUGUCGUGGCAAUUCACCGUUUGAAGUCUGCGGCUCCAGUGAGCUUCUUUUCCAAGAUUGGUGCCAAGCUUGGAGGUGGAAGCAAAGCCCAAUCCGAUGCUCUGGGAGAUUUCUUUGAAGCCUUGGGUAUUGCCUUUCAGAUUGUGGACGAUGUCUUGAACUUGCGUGGUUUCACAGAUGGGUUGAAGACCAAGGGAGAAGAUAUUACGGCCGGAAAAGUCACCUACCCAGUGGCAAAGGCCAUGUGCCGGCUCGAAAAGGAGGAUAGAGCCAAGCUGUGGGAGAUUGUGUCUUCGCGGCCAGAAGAUAUUGAAACCAUUGGAAAGGCUGUGGCUCUUAUUGAGAAAGUCAAUGGCAUUGAAGGCAGCUUCCAGGAUGCCAAGGAUCUCAUUGAAGACGGCUGGAAGAAGGUGGAUCCACUUCUUAUUGAUUCUUUUGUCAAAAUCAACCUGCGAGCUUUCAGCCUGUAUAUCCUGGACAGGACGUACUAGCUACCUGGUAGCUGACAGCGUUGGAUGAAUAAAUGUGUAGGGAUGUGGAGUCUAGCAAGCAUAGCUAAAAUAAAUAGUGCCCGGUUAAUAAUAUUGCCAGUGAUUCUAGUUGAUAAUAGAGCCAUCAGUUCGUGGGGUACCCAUCCUCUUCUUGC